AUGGCUCCUCUACGCUGCAGGCGGGACCCCUGCGGCGUUAUCUGUCUUAUUCUAACUUAUUUCAGCGUGUUUUACGCGGACUACGUGGUCAUACAGUAUGUCCUCAUCCCCGCCUACUCGGACAGUGUUUGGUGUACUCUACAUGGAUCAGUGUUCAACCUGAUUCUGCUGCUGCUGCUGGCCUGCCACUCCAAAGCUGUCUUCUCAGACCCAGGUAUGGUGCCUCUUCCUGACACAGCCAUAGACUUCUCAGACCUUCGCUCCCAGUCGUCUCGGAUGAACGAGCGGGGCUGUGAGGGCUGGACGGUGUGCAGUCGCUGUGAAACCUACAGACCUCCCAGAGCGCAUCACUGCCGCGUCUGCCAGAGGUGUAUACGCCGCAUGGACCACCACUGUCCCUGGAUUAAUAACUGCGUAGGAGAGCUAAACCAGAAGUAUUUUAUCCAGUUUCUUUUUUACACAGGCAUGGCCAGUCUGUACUCCAUGGUGCUGGUGGUGUCAGCCUGGGUGUGGCGGAUAAGGAACGAGAGAGACGGCGAUGCGGAAAAGGAAGGAGAAGAGACGCCCAGCAAGCACCUGAUAGUUGCUCACUACAUCAUCCUCUUGGUGGAGUCGGUGUUGUUUGGCGUGUUUGUCAUGGUCAUUUUCUACGAUCAGUUGGUCUCCAUAAUCACGGACGAGACCCCAAUUGAACAGAUGAGGAACAGGCUGAUGAUAAAGGACAAAGGUUCUUCCUCCUCCUCCUCUUCUUCCUCUUCCUCGCAACCACCUCACCAUCUGACGCACACCCGCAAGCCAAAGCUGGCUCUGCUGCGGGAGGUUUUUGGAAGAGGUUCGGUCUUUUGCUGGCUUCUUCCUCUCCACUCCAGCCCUCCGUCGGUUGGCGGCAUCAGCUACUCCGCCCUGCCCGACUACAAUGUCUGACCUUUGACCUGUGAGAGCGAGACGAGGCGAGGAAGGAUUUCGUGCGUAUUUGUGAUAGAGAGAGAGAGAGAGAGAUUGAGUUUUCUGCCUAACUAUAAUGUCAUAUCUUUGGACCUGAGAGAUGAAGAGGAAGGAGUAUGAAGGCCGAGAUGGAAAUGAAUGAACAUGAAUGAAUGUGUGUGUGUGCGUGUAUAAGAUGGAUGAAUGAAUAACUGUAUAAUGAGUGUGUGGGAGGUUUUUUCUCCCAAGGACCUAAAAAAAAAAAAAAAGUCUCAGACCCUUAGACUCAUGAAAACAUAUUUCCUUUUAUAAGGGAAUAGCACUGAUGGUCUCAAUCUGUAGUUUAACUACCAGCUUUCUUUGUUUAUUCGGACAAACGUGGAGGUUUCGACCCCCUGUGGACACUGGGGUUUGACAGAUAUGGGUGUUUCAAGGUUGAUGUGGACAGUUUUACACUAAAGCUGCUAGUACCAGAUGUAUUGACCAACUUAAAAUUUGACUAUU
This is a messenger RNA of Scomber scombrus (Atlantic mackerel), 1428 nucleotides long. RefSeq names its product zf-DHHC domain-containing protein. The transcript is spliced from 9 exons. Lineage: Eukaryota; Metazoa; Chordata; Actinopteri; Scombriformes; Scombridae. Gene Ontology annotation, molecular function: palmitoyltransferase activity. Bases 1 to 924 code for a protein of 307 amino acids. The record is from RefSeq and is a predicted model, not a curated record.